UUUGACAGCUGAUUGGAAUGCCAUCGCGUGUUUGUCAACAUAAUGCUGAGAAAGCACCUUUCUUUAUGAGAAAAGAUGGAAAUUAUGCCCUCAUACAAAUAUGGACAUGUUUAUGUCAGUUCUGCCAGUUAUAGCAGACAGUCAUACAGCAGUGGAGAAGAAUCUAGUGAUUGUGAAUUAGCUGACCACGACUACAAUAGUCAGCAGUUUACUAGCAAGAAAGUCGUUAAUAAAGGAAGGUGGACAACUGAGGAGGACGAAAAGUUACGCAGCCUUGUAGAAGUCAAGGGCGACUCUGACUGGAAGCAGAUAGCUAGCUAUUAUCCUGAUAGAUCAGACAUCCAGUGUCAACACAGAUGGUGUAAAGUUCUCAACCCUAAUCUUGUCAAAGGAGCCUGGACCAAAGAAGAGGAUGAAAAAGUAAUUCAGCUGGUGAGAGAAAUUGGAGCAAAGCAUUGGACCCAAAUCUCCAAGCAGCUUCAGGGCAGGACUGGGAAACAGUGCAGAGAGAGGUGGCAUAAUCACUUAAAUCCAGAAAUAAAGAAAUCGGCCUGGACCCGAGAAGAAGACGCACUGAUUUACCGACUUCACGGGGCCCUCGGCAACAGAUGGGCAGAAAUAGCCAAGUAUCUACCCGGCAGGACUGAUAAUGCAAUAAAGAAUCAUUGGAAUUCUACAAUGAAGAGAAAGUAUGAGGAGCGGAUCCCACCAGCUGACUUUACGUACACCCCAGCGAUCAUUACUGGGCAGCCCUGCACUCCAAGUAAUUCCACAGUCCCUUCACUUCAGCCAGUCCAGCUCUUCCCUAAUGCCCACAUCAGCCAAGAUUCUGUGAAUGCCUUUAUUACAGGUCCAGAUGGUGGUCAGAGGGUGAAUGUGUUGAACAUUGUACCAGUUGGAAAAAAUGGAGGCAGCAAAAAGACUCCAUCAAAGUUCACUUCACUGUAUUCUAAAGAGUACAGAUUUGAUGGGAAAGCUAUAAAGAAACUGAAGAGUCCGGGACGACUGAUUCCAAUCCCCUCCCCGGUGACGUCCAAGUUUUCAGCUGUACCCUCAAUCUUAAGAAGGGGAAAGGACAGAAGGAAAAAUGUGGCCAAAAUGAGCAAAGUGUUAAAAAAGAGAAACAUAAUAAACAUAACAAAAAGACAUUACCUGGAGUCAGCUGACCUAGGUACAGCCAUCGGAAAUGAAAGUGAGGCUAGUGACACAGAAAACACAGACCCUGUUGGUCUGCCCUUCAAGGCCUACAAGGAGAAGCCUGUAAAUCAGAUAGAACUGGGAGUUGUUCUGAGGGAGAUCAAUCCAGAAAAUUUAGAUGAUGUCCCUGAAAAAGGAAGUAAUUCCGUGUCAGAACUAGAGUCUGUGACUCCCAAUGGAACACCAAUCAAGACUUUGCCAUUUUCUCCCUCAGUGUUCCUGAACAGUCCUGGGAUUCCUAUGGGUAGAGUGACUUCCACUCCAGUGUGCAGUCAGCGAGAGGCAGCCACACCCACCUGUCCACUGCAGAGCAGUGCAACCAAAACAAGUCAACCCAAGUCGGCCCAGUGUACCCCCAGGAUUAGGAGGACCCUGCUGAAUGCCACCCCCAGGACUCCCACUCCUUUUAAGGAGGCUGUUGCUGACAAGAAGAAUAAAAUUAAUGAUAUGCCAGAAGAUGUUGAUGGGAAGGAAGAAAACAGACUGACAUUUACCCCAGACAUCGCUCAAAUCACCCGGGGAGGAAAACAAGUAUCUGUCAAAAAGGCUCAGCCAAAGCGCAAGAUGAGAAAAUGUCUGGCAACAAGAUGGCUGUCACCAAGGAGAAAUAUAGGCUUUCCAGAGGAAAAACCAAUGGUUUUAUCACCUGAAACACCAAGUAAAUCGCUGCUGAAUGAUGCCAGUGUGCUGUUCUCUCCUCCUUCCAUCAUCAAGGAAACUCUACCAGAGGAAAUCCUGGAGGAAACAAAACCUCCCAAAAAGGAGGCCACCAAUAAGAGUUCUGUGGUAAGGAAAUCCAGUAGGAAAAUCCAGUUUGCAGAAACAGAGUCACUCAGCAAUUCAAAGAUGAAUAAAGAUUAUGUGAAGAUUGCUUGUGGAAGAACUGAUGAUCAAAUCCUUAUGAUUGAUUAUGCCAGGAGCAUAGUUAAAAGUGCUUCUUUUAUAUAGCUGACGUAAAAACACAGCAUUGUGAAAUGAAACAAGCUCUUAUCAUACUGUGCAGUUUUUAUGAAUCAGCAAGAUGGAUUUGUGUUUAAGAUAAGGAUUUUCCACUGUUCUGAGAAAAUUAAAUUGUUUGUCUUCCUGAAAAUUAACUUACAGAUCAUAUGGUAUCAGUUGUAGCAUAGGAAAUAUUUUUUAAAAAUCCAUAAGUAAUCCUAUGCUUCAAAGACUAUGCUUGUGAAUGCAAGCAAGCACUUGUGUAGUUACUUUAAAUUUUCUUGCAUUUGAUAGUCAGAUGUAAUAGUUAUGAUAUGGCAGCUUUCAUUCCUGUUUUUUUUCUUGCCUUUGUUGACAGAUUGAUAGAACAGUAAAAAUGAUAUUGUAAGGGUAUUGCUAGGAUUGAAGUAAAUUUGUCAAUUCUUGUAUAGAUGAACAUGUACAUGUGCAAAAGCUGCUUUCAUAAUAUGCCUUGUUGUUUAUUACUGGAAGCAAGCACUGAUAAUCUGUUAUGACAUAUUUCUUACUCCAUUGAUUUAUUAAGACUGAAUGUAAUUCAGGGUAUUCCCCCGGGGGU
Molecule: messenger RNA, 2713 nt
Organism: Saccostrea cuccullata (small rock oyster)
Lineage: Eukaryota; Metazoa; Mollusca; Bivalvia; Ostreida; Ostreidae
Product: myb-related protein A-like
Exons: 16
Coding region: 76-2145 (689 amino acids)
Biological process (GO): regulation of DNA-templated transcription
Cellular component (GO): nucleus
Molecular function (GO): DNA-binding transcription factor activity, RNA polymerase II-specific; RNA polymerase II cis-regulatory region sequence-specific DNA binding
Source: RefSeq, a predicted model, not a curated record